AUGGCUGGUAGAGUGGCAGACAAGCGUAUGAGAGAUAGUGAAAGGAAGCGAGCUCAGCGUAGAGAGGAGGAGAAAAAGCGGGAGGCUGAUGAUAAGGAGAUUGACAGGCGGGCACAGGAGAAGGAAACUAGGUUGCUGAAAGACAGCGAGAGGAAAAGUGUACAGCAGCUGGAGGAGAAGAAGCUCCAUCGGGAAAGGGAAGCCAAGUCCAUUAGAGUGACAGGAAACGGGCUCAACGCAGAGAGGAGGAGACGCAGCAUUUUGAGAACAAGAGAAUGGUUAUUCAAGGACACUCGCCCGAAGAGGGUCAAAGUUGAAGUAAUGGAUGCUGCGAAGAGCGCCGACAAGCGUAAAAUAUCUCUAGUCGUACUAAAAGGGGAGAGAAUGAUUGAUCUUACGUCAAUCUCGCCACCUCCCAUUGCUGCUCCACUCCAGAAACCUUUGGCACAUAAGUACCAAAAGCCAACUCUGAUAUCAAUCAAUGAUACCAUCUUGAUUCGAGGAACUGUUGUCACAUAUAAUAUUAUCGACAACAAGGAGUUGAUUCCACUCAAGCGCAUUAGAGUUGACGACACAAUUUCUUUUGAAGAAUUUGAGAAAUACUUUGAGAUUCAGUUACAGAUAUAUGGUAGUUCAAAAUACAGCAUGUGCUAUUUACUAGUUCGCUUUCGGCCUCAUGCGCAUCCACUCAACCAAGGCACUUGGAAGGAAAUGAUUAAGGGUCGCCAUAUGGUAGAUAUCGGGCUUGUUAAAAGAGGGGACUGGGGUGGAAUUGGCUACAAGGAGGACUACGAGACCAUGAAAGUUGAACCAACCGUUACACAGGUUGCAGUAACACCUUUUAUGGAAAGGGCCAAAAGGAAUACAUAUAGCAAUUUGAACGUUGAGCAGUACCAAAUCACAAUGCCUCCUCCACCUCCACCAACAAAGCCGGUUCUCCGCGGAAUAUCCAGCUUGGAAUUAGGCACAAGCUCUCAAUUUAUAAUUUCACGGGAUGUUAUGGAGACCGUUGUUCCAAGUUUAGCUAUUCAGCGUAGGCUGGCAGGGCUUGACGGUGGCAAACACCGAUACAGAGGCUCGAGAAAGUUAAUUAGCUCGGAAUUUGGAGCCUCAGAAGUAGAAGAUUCGGAGAAGGAGCGUACAAAACUUGCCACCGAAGAGAAUCGUAUCAAAAAGGAAGUUAACCCAAAAAAGGAUGAACUUGACACUAAAACUAAAAAGGUUGAAGUUGAUGCCAAGACAACAAAGAUUGAACUUAGCGUUAAUCCAAAGAAUGAAACCGACGUUGGCGGAAAGAGGAUAAAAUUUAUAUUAAUAAUACUGCCCAAGCGUUGGGGAUGA
Morchella importuna is the source of this 1341-nucleotide messenger RNA. RefSeq lists its product as uncharacterized. Lineage: Eukaryota; Fungi; Ascomycota; Pezizomycetes; Pezizales; Morchellaceae. The transcript is spliced from 3 exons. The coding region runs from base 1 to 1341 and encodes 446 amino acids. The record is from RefSeq and is a predicted model, not a curated record.